This is a messenger RNA of Andrographis paniculata, 2797 nucleotides long. RefSeq lists its product as uncharacterized. Gene Ontology annotation, cellular component: nucleus. The record is from RefSeq and is a predicted model, not a curated record. NCBI's taxonomy places the organism in Eukaryota, Viridiplantae, Streptophyta, Magnoliopsida, Lamiales, Acanthaceae. The coding region runs from base 404 to 1216 and encodes 270 amino acids. Gene Ontology annotation, molecular function: protein heterodimerization activity. The transcript is spliced from 7 exons. Gene Ontology annotation, biological process: regulation of DNA-templated transcription.
UGCUGAGUUAAAAUUGACAUAUUUGUUGUUUUCAUGUUGAUGUUGUUGUGUGAGGCAGGAUUUCUCUGCGAAGACGUAACGAUUUUUGAAUUUUCUUGCGUUGCAGGUGGUGGUGGAGUGUUUGCGUGCGUGUAUAUCCAGCCGGAAACGGAUGUGCGCGAACGAAGCGUGAUACUUGAGUGGUUUUUGGGUUUUGCUCGAGUGUGAGCGGUGCUGUUUUUGGUUAUACAAGAGUUUGUGUUAAGCUAGGGUUUGGGAAAGAAGUGGAGUUGUUGGUGGCUUGGAAGUCAUGAGGAAGAAGCUCGAUACUCGUUUUCCCGCGCUGGAGAUUUUCAUGCUGCGAGGAGCAGUUAAAGCGUAUGGAUGUUUGAAGUGGAUUUGAUUUCCUCGGAUUAAGAAGAUUAUGCAAGCUGAUGAGGAUGUGGGGAAGAUUGCAAUGGCUGUACCCCUUUUAGUUUCAAAAGCUCUGGAACUAUUUCUGCAAGAUCUAUGUGACCGAACUUAUGAAAUCACUGUUAGAAAGGGAGCAAAAACUGUUAAUUCUUUUCAUUUAAAAGAAUGUGUGCAUAGCUUUAGUGAAUUUGAUUUUCUAAAGGACAUAGUUAGCAGCGUUCCAGAUUUGGUUGCUUCUGAUGCAGCUUCUGAGGAUACAUCUACUACAAAACGAAGGAAGAUUUCAGAAGAUGAAUUCAACAAUGAUAAGGAGUUUACAAGGAUAAGCAUGUGCUCUCAUUCAUUGCAUCAGGAGGCUGGACAGACCACCAGCAGUGGGGGAGGCAAGGUUAAGGGUAGAGGCAGGGGCAGGGGCAGAGGUCGUGGCAGGGGUAGUCGAAUGCUACAAAGAGAAUCAUCUGCAAAAUUUGAAGAUGAUCCUGAUCUGUCUGACCAGCAAAAUGAGAAUCAAAGUGAAUAUUUAGAGGGAUCAAAUAAUGAUAGAUGUGCUUCAGAUUCAGUAAGUACAGAAGUAAAGGAAGCAGAUAGACCGGUAAUGAAUUUUGACCUCAAUGUUGACUUAAAUGAGAGUGGGUAUUCCACUCCAAAGUUAGGUGAAAACCCCUCGGCUGUUUCCAAGAUGCCAUCGCCCGACACAAAACAUGUACAUGUUCCUGGAUGGUCUGUUGAUGAGGCAGCAAUGAUGGCCGUAACUCCUAUUCAACUGGCUAACUUAAACAGUGCAAUGGAUGAGGAAGUGGAAGAUUAUGAUGCAGAAGGAUGAAUACGAUAAUCCGAAUCUCUUUUCACCAUUACAUCAGACAGUUGACUUUGCUAUCAUCCCAUUUUGUACAAAUUUCAUGUGUACAAGUUUGCUAGGAGAUCCUAGGACAUAACUAAUUGGGGUAGAUAGUUAGACAGACUGUAGCUAGGCAGAAUUUAAGAUCUUUUUAUUUUAAUUAGGUUUCUGUAUAAAUUGUGUGAUCUUUUCGAAAUUCUAAAUUUCCUUUGUUUUAAUUUCCAUUUCAGUUUAGCCUGCACUUUCUUCUUCAACAUUCUUGUAAUUUAAUUCUUUGCUUGAGCGGAUGCAAAUUAGUCUUUGUAAACCUUAAGCAGGUAUUGUUUUUUCUUUGUCUAGCAUCCUCCAUCUUCUCACAAGUACAAAGGUAAAUUAUGAAAUGUAAUUUUGCAUAUUUUGCUUUCAGAUUGUUUUUUUGUGCUGAACUUGCUUGCUUUCUUAUAUUCCGAUGGAAUGAUUCAGGUUAUGAUGAUAGACUUGGAGCCGGUGUGACCAUUGUUACAUUUCACUACCAACCGGGCUUUUGCCUGUCGCAACUGUGGGGUUUGUUAAUCCAGCUUGUAGUUGAGCAUUGGCCACAGUAGCCAGCACCAGGUUUGUUUCAAUGUGCCGAUCUAAUCUGACAUUGUUUUUGUACUUAUGAACCUAAUUUAGCUGUUGGGUAUAACUUCAUUGCUUACUCCCAAGGGCGUUGAUAUCAGUGUGGGCGCAGAUUUUCAGGACUUGGCGGAAGUCAAACAUAGAUGUCAUGCCGUGAGGUAGUUUGAUCUACACGUGGAGCAAAGCAACCUGAAUGGGAGAAGUAAGGAGUAUUAUUUGUCACCAUUUGCAUUUAUUUACUUGAACUAUUUCAUCAAAAGUAUUUUACAGCCUGCGAUUACCAUUAGGUGUGCGCCGAAGCAUUUCAUUGCUAAUUUCUCCCUCCGUUAUUAUUUCAUAGCCUGAUAUUUUAGUAUUUUACAGCACAAUCUUGGAUCAAUAGUUUCUGCAAGAUUGAAUACCGGAAAUUUUUGAAAGAAAUUUAUCCACUGUGAUCUUAUCAGUAUGCCUAGAAUACAUUUUAUUUACUUAUUAAAUUCUGGUAGGUAUUCUAUCAUACCUGAAACUCUCACAAAACUAUACAGAGAACAUCAAAGAAAAGGCUUUUCUCUUUUGUAUUUCUUCACUGCACAAUGAGCAAGAUCCCGUGUACUUUGGCAUCAUUAAUCUGCAGAGUACUUGCCUGGUUACUUCACAACAUUUAUGCCGCCCGAGCAUCGAGCAAAUGGCCAUCCUGGAUUGAACAAGGCUGACCUUUUGAGCUUUAGAACUCCCUUUGCAGCUCCCUUCCAUGGCGCCUGCACGUCUUCAUAAUUGAUGCUCGCUUGGAAUGUAUUGUUGCUUAAAUCAGGCCGUUAUUUCUUGCCACCGAUCUUCCGGUAAUGGCAUUAUGUUGUAGUGAUUUGGGGCUCCUGCUCCUUUUCUUGCCUCAGUUUUGUUUGAAUGUGGUUUAAAACAGGUUUGAUGUUUUAUUAAUAGUGAAAUUUUGAAUCUAAGUUGGUUUUGAUAUUGUAUUAAAUUGAAAAA